Messenger RNA from Rangifer tarandus platyrhynchus (Svalbard reindeer), 1236 nucleotides. The record is from the annotation of a GenBank genome assembly. Lineage: Eukaryota; Metazoa; Chordata; Mammalia; Artiodactyla; Cervidae.
AUGGGCGCUCAGGGCCCCGGCUGCGCUCCGCCUAUGCCCGAGGGAGGCUCAGAGGACCGAGGGCCGCGGUCCGCGGCGGGCCCGAAUCAGACACCUCCGGGGCCACGUGGCCCUGAGCCACGAACCGGAGUGGGCAGGGGGGGGCGCCGACAGGGGGCGGGCCUGGAGAGGCCCAGGGCGGGAGGGCGCCGAGACCUCCGCGCCCCUUACCCCAACCCCAAGCCCAGGCAUGCACGCCCGACCGGCCGCUCGGGGUCCCGGAAACACUCCGGGCCCCCGGGCCGGGCCAGGUUUGCUGGCCAGGGUUACUGGUGUGCGGGGACGGGGAGCCUUCGGCCGGGCUGCCGGCCCUGGCCGGCGCGCCCCGUGGAAAGGUGCCGGGCAGGAUGGGCGCUCAGGGCCCCGGCUGCGCUCCGCCUAUGCCCGAGGGAGGCUCAGAGGACUGAGGGCCGCGGUCCGCGGCGGGCCCGAAUCAGACACCUCCGGGGCCACGUGGCCCUGAGCCACGAAAGGGAGUGGGCAGGGCAUGCACGCCUGACCGGCCGCUCGGGGUCCCGGAAACACUCUGGGCCCCCGGGCCGGGCCAGGUUUGCUGGCCAGGGUUACUGGUGUGCGGGGACGGGGAGGCUUCGGCCGGGCCGGCGCGCCCCGUGGAAAGGGACUGAAGGAGACAGGAAGAUGGCAGAAGAGCAACCCGAGAGCCACUACUGUGUCUGGGCACAUCAACUACAGACUGCAAGGUGCCGGGCAGGAUGGGCGCUCAGGGCCCCGGCUGCGCUCCGCCUAUGCCCGAGGGAGGCUCAGAGGACUGAGGGCCGCGGUCCGCGGCGGGCCCGAAUCAGACACCUCCGGGGCCACCUGGCCCUGAGCCACAAAAGGGAGUGGGCAGGGUGGGGCGCCGACAGGGGGCGGGCCUGGAGAGGCCCAGGGCGGGAGGGCGCCGAGACCUCCGCGCCCCUCACCCCAACCCCAAGCCCAGGCAUGCACGCCCGACCGGCCGCUCGGGGUCCCGGAAACACUCUGGGUCCCAGGGCCGGGCCAGGUUUGCUGGCCAGGGUUACUGGUGUGCGGGGACGAGGAGGCUUCGGCCGGGCUGCCGGCCCUGGCCGGCGCGCCCCGUGGAAAGGUGCGGCCGGCUGGCUCGACACGGCACAUCAGAGCGAAAAGGAGGCGCAGCGCAGGGUUUUUAAAGGUGCCUGGCAGCAACCGCCUCCAUCUAAGAUCAUACCACCCUGA